This is a messenger RNA of Bipolaris maydis ATCC 48331, 522 nucleotides long. The record is from RefSeq and is a predicted model, not a curated record. Lineage: Eukaryota; Fungi; Ascomycota; Dothideomycetes; Pleosporales; Pleosporaceae.
AUGAGCGAGUUAUGCUUAGCUUUAGCCGCUAGCCAGAGUACUACUACAAAGAAAUCUCUAAGGCCAAGGAAUCUAUCCCGAGACUCGCAAUGCCUCUGGACUGGGGCUUCGUCUGUUGUGGUGGGAGCAUCACCGGCAUGCUGCCACACAGGGAGGGAUAGUAGUAGUAGUAGUAUAGUAGUACUCGGAUCCCAAUCAUCCGCAAUUUGCAUACUACUCAACCCCACCGGCAUUUCCAGCGGCAAUUCCUCCACGACGCAGCCGCAUACCCACAAAACGCGUUUUGAUUCCUUGGGUAUUGUUUGCAAUCUUCUUCCUCACUGCCAUGUGGUACACAUCCAUGCUAUUUGGCGCACGGUUCCUAUCCAUUGUCCGACCAGUCCCACCGAGCUUUGCCGCACAGGAGAUCACCGUUUAUACUACAUACGGGAGUGUGUCAAUAUUCACAAGACUCUUUGCCGCCCCAACAAGCCCCACAACGUCUAUUGUGCAGACGCCAAGUCCAACAAACCCUUUGCCUAG